This is a messenger RNA of Cariama cristata (Red-legged seriema), 1905 nucleotides long. Its product is annotated as interleukin-12 receptor subunit beta-2-like. Lineage: Eukaryota; Metazoa; Chordata; Aves; Cariamiformes; Cariamidae. Gene Ontology annotation, cellular component: membrane; signaling receptor complex; external side of plasma membrane. The annotation marks the transcript as partial. The record is from RefSeq and is a predicted model, not a curated record. Gene Ontology annotation, biological process: cytokine-mediated signaling pathway. The transcript has 12 exons. Gene Ontology annotation, molecular function: cytokine binding; cytokine receptor activity.
AUGGCGGAGUCGGCCAGCGAGUGCCGGCUCUCCCGCGCCGAGCAAGGGUGCAGCAAAGGGAGCGUGACUGCUCGCGCACCUCCCCGUGGCACCGCAGAAAUAUGUGACAAAGGGAAUAUGACUGCUAACACCGCUUCUCACGUCCAGCCUGGAACCAGCAUCACCCUCUCAUGCCAGCUGAAACCCCUGCAACACCCUGGGCGGUGCAGGAUCGCGAUUUUCUUUAACAGCUCUGAACUAACCAGCAAUUACGGCAGUUCCGUAAGCACCAAGUUUCGAGUCCGUACGCACGGCAAACACAUGUUUACGUGCAAAAUAGUUUGUGAAUACAAGAGAAAACUCAUUUGUGGAAUCCACCUAGAAUCUGGAAAUCCUCCAGAUGAGCCAAGAAAUGUGUCGUGUAUCCAGUACGGGACAGACGGCCGUCCCACCUGCACCUGGGACAAAGGCAGGCUCACGCACAUCAACACUACGUACGUAAUACAGCUAUCAAACGGGACAGAUGUCUCGUGUGCUUCAGAAGAAAGUCCGAACAAGAAGUUUGGCUCGCUGGCUCUGAGCAAGUUGAAUUUCGACUCUACGUACACCGUUGUGGUUGCCGCCUUCAAUGAGCUGGGACGUGCUUUCUCACAGCCGCUCGCGUUCAUGCUAAUAGACAUAGUGAAACCACAUCCUCCCAACUUUUUAGUGGAAUUUGAAAAUUCUUCGGUGACCAACUGCACCUUUUUUUGGCGCGAGGAAGCGCAAGCGCGGCACUGCCGGCUGAGAUUCCGUCCGCUUGGCAGGCACAGCUGGAGCACGAUUGAAAGCUUAAACAGGGAAAAAUGCAGCCUUUACGGUCUGGAGCCUCACACAGCCUACGAGUUUCAGGUCAGCUGCAAAAUCCACCCCGAGCGAGGACUGUGGAGUAACUGGAGCACGUACCGAACCCGGACCCCCGAAGCAGCGCCGACCGGGCUCCUGGACGUCUGGUACCGACAGCAGGACCUGGACUCCCAACAGCAGAACAUCUCUCUUUUUUGGAAGGCUUUGAGCAAGUCGGAGGCGAGAGGAAGAAUCCUGGGGUACACAGUGACCUUCGAAGCCCUGGGCCGGCAGAGCCGGCGGGCAGACGCACACCUUACCUCCCGAACCAGCUACGCCAGGGUCACGCCGAGGGGGGACUACAGGAUAACGGUCACCGCCGAGAACUCGAGGGGCAGCUCCCCCCCUGCGUCCAUCCUGACCGAGCUGGGCAUCCAGGAUCUACCUCCUCCUCAGAAAGUCUCUGCCGAAGCCGUGGGAAACGGCAGCAUCCUCGUCACCUGGAAACCGCCCAUCAGAGGGACCGCGUCCAUCAGCGGGUACGUGGUGGCGUGGGCAGACUCGCCGAGGACCACGCACCCCGAGCCCCAUCCAGCCUGGGUCAAGCUUCCAGCAUCCAACCUGUCCGCGGUGAUAGCAGAGCACAUAAAAGAUAACGUGUGUUAUCAGAUCAGCGUGUUUGCACUCUAUCGCAACAGAGCUGGACAAGUGGCAUCAGUCAGGGGAUACUCUAGAGCAAAAGCACCAUCAGCUGGGCCCCAGAUGUACACGACACCGCAGGCAAACGGUAUCUUGGUUUCAUGGGAAGAAAUCCCAGCCCACCAGCAAAGGGGCUGCAUCACCGGGUACCACCUCUACCUGCAGCCAAAGGAGGGGCAGGCAGCCCCAGCUGUCUACGGUGGGUACCUGGUGAAGGCCAACGCGGUGGGCACCCGCUGCGGGGGGCGGCCGGAGGGGAAGGAGCGGGAGAGAUCCUUCGGAGAGCUCGGAGCAGGCGGGGGAUUGCACUCGCUCCUCUCCGCGCUUGUGCCGCAGUGGCAGAGCAAAGCCAUUCCCGACCCAGCGAACGCUACGUGGGCGAAGAACUACUUGUCCAGGAAG